Molecule: messenger RNA, 1319 nt
Organism: Antechinus flavipes (yellow-footed antechinus)
Lineage: Eukaryota; Metazoa; Chordata; Mammalia; Dasyuromorphia; Dasyuridae
Product: short-chain dehydrogenase/reductase family 16C member 6-like
Exons: 7
Coding region: 126-1109 (327 amino acids)
Cellular component (GO): lipid droplet
Molecular function (GO): oxidoreductase activity, acting on the CH-OH group of donors, NAD or NADP as acceptor
Source: RefSeq, a predicted model, not a curated record
CCCAAAACUCUUUAAGGAGGUACCAGUUAACAGAGAUUGUGCUGCAAAAAUCGUGGACUUCACUGAGUGACUGCUGCGCCACACCAAAAAGAGUUAUUGGAAACACCUUUCUUCAAACAGCUGACAUGGAAGACUUAGCUGACAUAGCCAGAUUUUUGGGGAAAUUUUUCUAUUACUUUGUUGAAUCUGUAAUCUUCCAUAUUAUUCCAAAACCUAAAAAGAAUGUUGCUGGUGAAAUUGUGCUAAUAACUGGAGCUGGAAGUGGCCUAGGAAGGUUAUUGGCCUUAAAAUUUGUCCGUCUUGGAGCAAUUGUAGUUCUCUGGGACAUUAAUCAAGAAAAUCUUGCUGAAACAUGUAGGCUAGCUAAAGAACACAGUUCUGCAAGAGUUUAUGGCUACAUAUGUGAUUGCAGCAAAAAACAGGAAAUCUACAAAGUUGCAGAGCAGGUUAAAAAAGAAGUUGGUGAUGUUACCAUCCUCAUCAACAAUGCUGGAAUUGUAACAGGAAAACGAUUCCUUGAGACCACAGAUGAACAUGUGGAAAAAUCUUUUCUUGUAAACUUCUUUUCUCAUAUCUGGACUUACAGAGCCUUCCUUCCUAGCAUGAUAGCUAAUAAUCAUGGUCACCUGGUCUGUAUUUCAAGUGCAGCUGGACUAGUUGGCAUGAAUGGACUAGCAGAUUAUUCAGCAAGUAAAUUUGCAUCAUUUGGAUUUGCAGAAUCCAUUUACUUUGAAUUGAGACAUUUAAAGAAACAUGGAAUUAAAACAACUAUUGUCUGCCCAUAUUUCAUCAAAACUGGAAUGUUUAGUGGUUGUUUAAGCAAGUAUCCAACCAUAUUGCCUAUUCUGGAGCCCGAAUACAUAGCCAGUAAAAUCAUAAAAGCUAUUCUGGAAGAUCAGGUUUAUCUGAUAACCCCCAAAAUAGCAGUCAUUGCAUUGGUGUUGAAACAAAUGAUAUCUGCAAAAAUGAGUCUGGCACUCGGUGAUUUUCUUGGAGUUUUCAAUUCUAUGGAUACUUUCCAAGGUAGAAAAGAGAGAGAAAAUUCAAACUGUGGCAAUGAUUCACCAAUAACUCAAAUGCAACAGGAUAAAGAAUACAGGAAACAAUGAAGAAUAAUUCUGCCAGAGAGCUAUUGGCUAUUUCGAAGGUGCCUACUUUAUUCCCAGAAGUUUCUAUGUUCAUUCCUAUAGGUAUUCAGAAUUUCAUUAUAUGUCUUAUUGCUUCCCGUGCUAUAGCCUAAGUACCUAACUACACUUCCAUUAUCUUAGUGAAUUAUGUUAAAUCCUAAAAAGUAAAAUAAAAAGUUUUAAUUAUUUUCA